GCAAAAUGUGGCAAAGAAAAGUUCCACAUCACUGGAUUACGACGCUGCAUCGCCGGUUGGAGAUUUCACUUGUCAUUUCAUAGUUUUCUGAAGACGCGUCGGAGAGAUUUAUUGUUGCUUGUAUCCUAUUUGUGUAACAUUCCAGAUUGAAAAUGCCACUUCCAUCAUCAAGUUCAACCAAUGUAGGGGGAGGCGGAAGAUCUCCUGGAAAAAGUUUCUCACCAAGGGGUAGUGGUGGAGGAGCCACUGUAAGACAACGGCGUGCGACACCUAAUGCUCGUUCCAAGGGAUCUGGGGGGACAGCUGCUAGUACUGCUGGCUCCACCAUGUGGAGGUUUUACAACGAAGAUUCACCCGGUUUGAAAGUUGGGCCAGUACCAGUUCUAGUGAUGAGUCUCCUAUUUAUUGCAUCAGUCUUUAUGCUUCACAUCUGGGGGAAAUACACUAGGGGUGGAUGAAAGGAAAAACUUUUUAAAUUUGCAAAGAUUUAUGGACAAUUUGGCAGUAUGCUGCUUCUUAUGGGAGGAUACAAAUUUUAAGGACUUAAAAAAAUGAGAUCGGGCACUUCACGUUAUGAGAGAUUGGCCUGAUUUAGGGGGUUGUAGUGCAAUUCUAUGCCAGGGUAUUUGGAAUAAUAAAUUUUUAAUAGUUAUUUUUUUGUAAAUUUGUCACUUUGAGCAUUUAUUACCAGAUGCUUCAAAUGAAUUUUUCAAUUCCCGAUUAUUAUAAAUACUUCAAUGCAGCCUUGGUCUUUAAGGAAAUGGUUGACAGAAAAAUAAAUUCAGUGGGGGGUCAAUUGAAGAACCAAGUUUUAGCCAUGAAACACAAGGCUUAACUGUAUCUAAUGAGCUGUCUCAGAGCUCAUAGAUUUGGCCAUACAAAGUGUCGAAACCCUGUAUUGUCGUGAGCAUUGUUGCUAGUUUUGAACGUAAAUUGCUUGGCUAUCACUCUCUCUUGUUGUACAGUAUAUUUUUCUGCUAAAUGGUGUCAAAUGUUUGAUUGAAAUUUAAUGAGAUGAAAAUUUUAA
This is a messenger RNA of Styela clava, 1027 nucleotides long. The record is from RefSeq and is a predicted model, not a curated record. Lineage: Eukaryota; Metazoa; Chordata; Ascidiacea; Stolidobranchia; Styelidae.